Molecule: messenger RNA, 1310 nt
Organism: Syzygium oleosum
Lineage: Eukaryota; Viridiplantae; Streptophyta; Magnoliopsida; Myrtales; Myrtaceae
Product: 5'-adenylylsulfate reductase-like 4
Exons: 4
Coding region: 85-1020 (311 amino acids)
Source: RefSeq, a predicted model, not a curated record
CUUUUUCUUGUUUUUUUUUUUUUUGUGGUGGUUCUUGGGGGGUGUGGCGUCGAUCGGCUUGGGGGCAUCUUUCUGGCCACGGCCAUGAGGGUUUGGGCGGUGAUGUUGGUGGCGUGGGCUGCCGUCUUGGAUCCGGCCGAGGGCUCGCCGGCCGGCGCCGUCUGCGAGCGGGAGUCGCUCGCGGGAUCGAUCGUGGGGUUUGGGGAUUCUCGCUGCUCGUUGGACGGUCGUCGUCGUCGUAGGGAAUCUUUCCAGUUCGUGGGUGUUACCGAGGGUGAUGAGCUUUCACUGCUAAGGGCACUGAGUAUAGUCCACAAGAAUAGUGAGGAGUACGUAGCUGUUCUUUUCUAUGCAUCGUGGUGUCCUUUCUCGAGGCUGAUCAGACCACGUUUCUCCCUCUUAUCCUCUUUGUAUCCCUCCAUCGCUCAUUUUGCAAUUGAAGAAUCAGCUGUACGCCCAAGCAUCCUCUCAAAAUAUGGUGUCCAUGGGUUCCCAUUGCUUUUCCUAUUGAAUUCCACAGUUCAUAUACGCUACAGUGGCCCUCGGACCGUUGAUUCUCUUGUGACUUACUACAAUGUUGUCACUGGUAUGAAGCCUUUGACUUCGGAGUGGCCAUCAUUGGAAGAAAUUAAAACUCCAAAUUACGAGAAGCAUGAUAACACCGAGCCGGAAAGCUGCCCAUUCUGGUGGGCAAGAUCACCUGAGAACAUGCUUAGGCAUGAAACAUAUCUGGCUUUGGCGACCGCGUUUGUGCUCUUGAGAUUGCUUUACUUCCUCUAUCCGACUCUCGCCAUAUGCGUUCAGUGGGCAUGGAGUAGGCACAUCCAAAAUAUGGGUUUGCUGAGCAUGUUGGGCCUUUUCCUGCCUUAUCUUAAGCAGGCGACACAGCUAUCAAAAUCUAUUAAAGAACCACGCAAGAGAAGCAAUUUACAGGAAGGAGCGAGGAAUGCUGGUGUCUGGGCUUCCAAAUCCCUUGCUACCGUUUCAAUUGGGGAUGCAAGCACGAGCAGGAGUCACUGAUCAUUUUGUAAAUGACGAUGCUAUUCAAGACUUUAGGUAUGAAAAGUCGCCCGCGAGAACUCGGCAGCAGAACCUCGUUGCAUAACUCAUCUUUAGACACAGGCUAAGCAUUAAAUGCGGACAACUGAUAAUCUGAUGAUCGUUUAGAUCACUUUGUAUUCUUAUUCCAGAUGACUGGCAUCCGGUCAGAUUUGUAUAUUGAUCUCCUUUCGAGGAAGUAGAUUCUGAAGCUUCAUUGUAGUAAAACAUGAUCAUCAUGAUUGUUGGAGUAAGUCACUUUUUUUUUUUGG